UGACCGUGGACGAGUUCAUGUUGUAUGACUUUUGCGCACAUUUAAUCUGGUUUCCCUCCCGCAGACUUGUGGAACUCAAACGAAUGCCGCUUCACGAGAUGUUCUCAGUUGCGCAACUUGAAGGCACGUUUUCUUCUCCCAAAUAGAGGCACAGAGACGAGUUUUGGAGAGACACAGACACGGCUGCCGUUCAUGCAUUACGAGAAACUACGUGGGAAUUAAUCAAUAGGCUACAUUUCACCGGAGCGCGCGAUGUCGGCUGUGUUCAUCAUGAUGUGCUCAUUCUCGGUUCUGCGCGUGCCGGUUGCGGCGGAUUUACAGCACGCGCUAAACUGCAGCCGGGUUAAAGACGCGCUGACUUUAAUGGGUUUAAGUGCUACCGACGUGCCCACCGAAGAAAAAUCAGGAGAGGAUUUGCGCGUGUGCGCUUUACAGAGAACGUGCUGUAACGCAGAAAUGGAGGAGAACUUCAUCCAGAGGAGCACACGAGACUUUGAGAAACUCAUGGAGGACGCGAGUGAAGACCUGAGGAACACCUUCAUGACCAGACAUAAAAGGUUUGAUGGUUUCUUCUUGGAGUUGCUGGAGAACACGGAGCGAUCUCUGAAUGAGAUGUUCAUACGUACAUACGGCAAACCGUACGUGCAGAACGCUGAGGUCUUCCAGGCUCUUUUCACAGAGCUGAAGCGAUACUACACAGGUGGCAACGUCAAUCUGGAGGAGAUGCUGAAUGACUUCUGGACGCAUCUUCUGGAACGCAUGUUCCAGCUCCUCAACUCCCAGUAUCUCAUCACUGAAGAAUAUCUGGAAUGUAUCAGCAAGUACACGGAGCAGCUGAAGCCCUUUGGAGACGUUCCCAAGAAGCUCAAGUCUCAGGUUACGAGAGCGUUCAUCGCGGCACGCACCUUCGUCCAGGGACUUAUGGUCGGACGUGAAGUGGCUAACAGGGUGUCCAAGGUUUCCUUGAGCUCUUCGUGCGUCAGUGGUUUCACCAGAAUGCUCUUCUGUUCUUACUGUCAAGAGCUGUUCACGAUGAAGCCCUGUAAGAACUACUGUCUCAAUGUUCUGAAGCUGUCUCGCCAACCAGGCCGAUUUCGACCCGAAUGGAACAAAUACAUCGAUGCCAUGUUGCUGUUGACGGAGCGACUGGAGGGACCCUUCAACAUCGAGUCAGUCAUGGAGCCGAUAGAUGUGAAGAUAUCAGAGGCCAUCAUGUAUAUGCAGGAGAACAGCAUGCAGCUCUCCCAUCAAGUUUUCCAAGGCUGUGGACAACCAAAGCCUUCUGGAAUAAGCAGAGCAGCCCGCGGCGUCCCUGACACAUUCAGCAGCCGCUUUAGCCCAUACAACCCCGAGGAACUUCCGACCACCUCAGCUGGCACUCGCCUCGACCGCCUGGUGAGUGACAUGAAGGAGAAUCUGAGGCAGUUCAGGAAGUUCUGGUCGUCACUCCCGGAGUCCGUAUGUCAGGAGGAACAUGUGGCGGCGGCGGGAGAUGGCGUUGAGGGUGACUGCUGGAACGGCAUUUCUAAGGGCAGAUACGUCCCUGAGGUUCUGACACAUGGACUGACCCAUCAAAUGAAUAAUCCAGAGGUCGGGGUUGAUAUAACCAGACCGGACGCUCUGAUUCGACAGCAGAUUAUGGCUUUAAGAGUGAUGACCAACAAACUGAAGAAUGCAUAUCAUGGGAAUGACAUCUACUUUCAGGAUUCAAAUGAAGAGAGCAGUGGUUCGGGCAGUGGCAGCGGUUGCACGGAGACUUCUACAGAAUCAAACUCCAUCGUCACCGAAGCUCCGUUUCAGGAAGCCGAGAAGAGCGACGAAGCAUCAUCGUCCGCUUCGACCAUCCGCCCCGCCAUACUGCUGCUCCUCACGGCUCUGGUCCUGAAAGACCCUUGGAGAUAGAGUCUGCUGAGCUUCAAGACUGAUGCUGUUUAUUAUGGUCCCAGUCCAACUGGACCACUGAACUGGGCGGUUCUUGUUUCAAUGAUCCCUCAGCGGUCAAUGGAAUCAACUCACAAUUCUGUACUUUUUGAUUUCAGAUUUCUUUCUAAAUUUGCAGGAUUUAAUUCCUUGAAGCAUUUCAUAAGCCGUGCUCCUGCAUAAUAUAUGUGGGAACAUUUGCACAGUUUUGGGGGAACGUUUCUAUAGAUUGUAAAAAAAAUAAGAAGAGCAAUCCAUGGAAAUAAAUGUAGAUUUGUGGUAUUUUGAUGUAUCAUUUUUAUUUUAUUUAGUUUUGUUCCUAACUGGAUCAGAGGUUAAUAUGUAAUAAGUAUGUUCAGCAUACAAUCAGUGUUUCGGGAAACCAAACUUGGUCUUUUUGGUCUUAACGCCCACAUAUUAGCAAAGUCUGUCAAUAUAUGUUGUCUGAAAGUGUUUAUGUAUGAACGCUUUUGCUUUUUGGUCCUUUGUGAAAGUCGUCCAUAUCAGUAUUUUGUGUAGCACUGAGCUUUUAUCUUCGGCCUAGUCCACGCUAAUACGUUUUCGUUUGAUAACGCAUCUUUUUCUCUCCGUUUUGGCCUUCCGUCCCCACUGAAACUGCGUUUUUGCCCACAAAACUGAGCUUUUUGAAAACGCACUCCAACGUGGAUACAUUUGAAAAUGCUGUUUUCGCGUACGUGUCUCACUGGAACCUCCAUUUUUGUUUAAAGAAAAUGAGGGACGAGUUGCAUUUAAUUUUGUGGUAAUCAACAUCAUGCCACAAAUGCUGUCAAUUGAUCUACUGUUGAAGUUUAUAAGUUGUAUAUUUUAUAAAUAUUGCAAUUGUGAAAACGGAAGCUUGAUGAACGAUGACGCAUUUAUAUUCAUGUGAUCUAUCCAACCAAAACAAUCAAGAUGGCGGCCCUUGUGAUGGCGGCGCUGUUGUGCCUGAUACUCACUUUGAUAGCGUUGUUAAAAAUUAAACGUAACUUUGUACAACCUUCACAUUGCGUUCCUUCAAAGGCGAAGGUAAGUCUACGCGGAAUUGGUGUCCGGUAACGGAACACGAGGACAAUUUCGUUUCAGACCGUACAUGCCGCGGGGAUUUCCCGCAUGCGCAGUGACACGAUUUAAGCGUUGUCAUACGUUAUAGUGUGGACGGAAAGCGUUUUGAAACGAAAACGCCGUUUUCAAAUGUAUCCGUAUUAAUGUAGACGUAGCCCAGAACUAUUACUCUGUAAUUAUGAGUACUAUGAGUGUUAUAAAAUAAUUUUAUAUUUAGAAAGUUGUAAUGCUGCCUAAUUGCUCAGUUCCUCUGUGCAGAUCCUGCAAGGUGUGUAUUUACUGUUUUUUUCCCCCCAGAUUUUUAUGAGAAUGUAUUGGGAGCACUUUGUGCAAUCCAGACAUCCCAAGUCUCCCGGAAGUUCCGGGAGUCUCCCGCGUAUUGAUAGAGGCUCCCUGAUGCCCGCAAAUUAGUUAAAAUCUCCCGGAAUCAAGAGCGAGCGAGCAAGAGCGGUUACACUGUGCUCCAAACCGUGUAGCGCGCACGGCAGAGAGGGAGAGAGCGAGAGACCUUGUGUGUGUGUGUGCGUGCGUGUGCGCAUCAAGAAGUGCAUGUAAGACAGAGAGCAUCCUGAUUGGCCUGUUUCGGUAAGUCAACCAAUCAAUUGUCAGUGUGGGCGGGCUUUUAUCUCUUCUCCCGAACCUAAUUAAUCAGUUCAGUGUAUCUAGACACUGGAACGCCAUGGCAGAGGGAGAGUGCCCCAAAAAGCGAAAAUAUAAGACACAUUUUACGCCAGACUACACGAAACUGUACCCCUGUCUAAUAACAGUGAAACAUAAUGACAGUCUUGCACUCUGUACAGUUUGUAACAGUGACUUCAGCAUUGCCCAUGGCGGGUUAAAUGAUUGUAAAAGACAUGUUGACAAUGACAUGUUUCAUUUCAUGUGCAUAUUAUUCAGGCCGGCUAGUUACCUAGGCUACAUGAAAACAAUAAACUCCUUAGACCUGUUUAAAGUUGCAAUGGAAUAUAAAUAAAAGCAGUUUACAUAAAUAGUAUAAGCAGUUUAUAUUAAAAGUAAUCUACAUAAUUAACAAAUAAUUGCAUAGGCCUAUAGCCUAAAGAAAUUAUAUAUUAUGCUUUUAUAUCUUUUUGGGGGGGGGUCCGGGAUACCUCCCUGAAAUGACUUUUUGCAGGUUGGGAUGCCUGGCAAUGAUAUGUUUCUUUUUUAAUUAGAGAUUUUUAUUUUUUUUUUAAAUAAUAAAAAAUAUCUGUAUAACAAAAGUGAAAGCAAGGUUGCAUUUACCAAUACAUAUCAAUACUAUUAUGUUUGAACUCCCAUCCUCACCUCAACUUACGGAAUAAAAAACUAUUUUAAAAGUUUAAUGAAUUCUGAGUUUUGUCCUGAUGGUGGGUUUAACAAAAAAAAAAAAAGAAAGUCUUGGAGGAAUAUUCCGGGUUCAAUACAAGUUAGGCUCAAUCGACAGCAUUUGUGGAAUAAUUUUGAUCAUUUCGACUCGUCCCUCCUUUUAUUUCAAUGGAAGUCAAUGGGGGGCAAGCUGUAAACCUUAAAAUACUCUGUUUCAAAGUAUAGCCACAAGACAUGAACAACACGUGUGUUAACAUGAUUUUACUGUGAUGAAAUCACUUACUGACCACAUCUGUGUAAAGAUAUAGCCAAUUUUACAACUUGGUUGCCAUGAUGAUGUAACUAUUCAGCAAAAACUUUGAUUAAAGCAACUUUACAGCUCAAAAUAACGCACAAGUUUGAACAGAAGAAUUAAUGUAAGUGCUUUUAUAAUAUUAUAAGCAUCACAUUUCUGCCGUUAAACCCUCUUAAAAAAAUUGCCCCCAUUGACUUCCAUUGUAAGAGUAAAUUUAGAUGUUCACCUGCAUUGGUAAUUAUUGUGAAAUGCUCAAUUCAGAUUAGUUCUGUACAUAAUUGCUUUUGUAUUUGACAGUUUUCAGGCAUUAUUGAAAGUUUUAAAAUGGUGUGUGUAUAUGUAUAUAUUAUGUGGGCUAACAGGAACACCGAACACAAGAUGAUCCAUAUUAAGAAUGUAAAUGCUAGUCAGGGUGUAUGAUUAAUUGUGUUACUUGUUUAUUGAUCACUAUAAAGUAACGUGUAAAAUUGACAGCC
Xyrauchen texanus (razorback sucker) is the source of this 5058-nucleotide messenger RNA. RefSeq names its product glypican-6-like. The coding region runs from base 253 to 1902 and encodes 549 amino acids. The record is from RefSeq and is a predicted model, not a curated record. NCBI's taxonomy places the organism in Eukaryota, Metazoa, Chordata, Actinopteri, Cypriniformes, Catostomidae. Gene Ontology annotation, biological process: regulation of protein localization to membrane; cell migration; regulation of signal transduction. Gene Ontology annotation, cellular component: plasma membrane; cell surface; synapse. The transcript is spliced from 9 exons.